Falco peregrinus (peregrine falcon) is the source of this 3150-nucleotide messenger RNA. It is a transcript of the gene PARP9, whose product is annotated as poly(ADP-ribose) polymerase family member 9. Gene Ontology annotation, biological process: positive regulation of type II interferon-mediated signaling pathway; negative regulation of gene expression. NCBI's taxonomy places the organism in Eukaryota, Metazoa, Chordata, Aves, Falconiformes, Falconidae. The record is from RefSeq and is a predicted model, not a curated record. The transcript has 10 exons. The coding region runs from base 114 to 2528 and encodes 804 amino acids. Gene Ontology annotation, molecular function: transcription corepressor activity; NAD+ poly-ADP-ribosyltransferase activity; ubiquitin-like protein ligase binding. Gene Ontology annotation, cellular component: cytoplasm; nucleus.
CCGCUGCCCGCUUUCGCUUUCGUUUCCCGCCCGGGGCCGCGCUUCCCCGCCCCGCGCCCUGCUCGGGCUCCCAGCGCUGAGGGGCCGGCGGCUGCGCCGCGCAGCGCCGCUUGAUGGGGAUCCUGCAGAGUUACAGUCCGUUGAGCUGGGCAGCGGGCAGUUCAGGGCCAAGCAUGGUAAUGGAUGAGGACAGCUUGGUGAUCCCCAUCAAAAAAGAUGUCUAUGAAGUUCUUAAGAAAAGAGAGAACUGCCUAAGUAAUCUCAUUUAUAAAAAGUUUGUUUGUAUAUCAACCUUCAAAAGUACAAAAGGUGCUGUUGAAGUGUACAGGAAAAAACUGAAGCAGGGAAUUUACAUUUGUGUUUGUAAGGAUGAUCUCACAAGACACAAGGUCGAUGCUUUGGUGAAUGCAGCCAAUGAAUAUCUAGAUCAUGCAGGAGGCCUUGCUUUAGCCCUUGUGAAUGCUGGAGGGUCAGAAAUACAAGAACAAAGCAAUCUUCAUAUUAAAAAGUAUGGAAAACUCACAGCUGGCAAAAUAGCAGUGACAGGUGGAGGGAAGCUUCCUUGUAAGAAAAUUAUUCAUGCAGUUGGUCCAAGGUGGACCAUUUAUGAAAACGAAAGAUGUUGUGACCUACUUCACGAAGCUAUUGUGAACGUUCUGAAAUACGUUAGUGCUCCAGAAAAUGCUAUAAAGUCUGUGGCUAUCCCAGCAGUGAGUUCAGGUAUUUUUGGCUUCCCGCUCAGUUUGUGUGCUCAGGUAAUUGUGAUGGCUAUAAAGGAAUUUGUUGAGGCAGGUCCACCAAGCUGUCUCAGGGAAAUCCGCCUGGUGAACAUCUAUGAGCCUGCAGUUGCAGAAAUGAAGAAGGCCUGUGAAAAGUUUCUGGGUGAUCCUAGUUCACUUCCAGAAACUCUUUCAGUUUCACCCAGCCAGUCUUCAACUUUCAUCAAACUUGGAGGCACUCGCUUGCGCAUCAUAAGAGGAUUCCUUGACGAGCAGAAGACUACAGCUGUUGUUAAUACUGUGUCUGUGAAUGGCGAGCCUUACGUUCCAGUUUCAGGCAGACUGCUGCAAAAAGCAGGUCCAGCUCUUCAGGAUGAACUUAUGUCUCAGAUUAGAUAUUCUUCGUCUUAUAAAGAACUCGUAGUAACAAAAGGGUAUAAUCUGCCCUGUGAGUUUGUACUGCACAUUGUAUGGCCGCAAUACCACCACACCGUGUUGCUGUGUGAGGUAUUAAAAAAUGCAGUGACAAGAUGCCUGUAUUGUCUUCAGGACUAUCAGUCUCCUUCAGUUUCUUUUCCAGCAGACGGGAUUUGGUCAUUAAUGCUGCCUGUUGAUACAGUGGCAGAGAUCAUGACUGAAGAGGUUUUAAAAUUUGCCAGGAUACACCCUGAGAAUAAGAUAGAUGUGCAGUUUGUCUUUUGCCCCGAUGACAACAAUGCCUAUCAGGCUUUCCAGAGGAAACUUCAUUCAGCAACACACAAACUGGGAGAAAAGCAGUGUUACAACAGCAGUGAUUAUUUGAGUAAAGAGUCAGGCAGUCAAAGCAUAAAAGAGACUGCAGAUAAUGAACCAGCUAUUGAACUUAACGGGAAUACACAUACAAUAUUGGAAACAGCAGAAUCAUGGAUCCAAGGCAUAUUACAAAUUCAGGAAACUCACCGUGCUGUUAUUGAAAACAACUACAUCUUUAGCCUUGGUAAAAAAGAGUUUGCAGAACUGUCUCAAGAGUGGCACUCUAGCGUAUGUGUACUUGAAGAAGUGAGAGGUGGAAAAGCAAGGCUGGAAUUCCAAGGCCCUCCUGAUGCUGUGAUUGAUGCAGUGCUCACAACUGAAAAAUUGCUGCUCCGUAUGCAACAGAAUACUGCAGCCAGACAAGAGGAACUGCUGUACUUAGUGGGCCAACCAGAAGCAGGUCAGCUUUCAGAAGGAGGCAGUCACAAGACAGAUAGUACCAACUGCGUCCGUAUUUCACUGGUGGAAUCACACCUUCAGGAGUUUAAGGACAGACAGAAGCAAUUUGAAAAGGCUGGGCUUUGUGUUCUCAAGAUUGAAAAGAUACAUAAUCCUCUUUUAUCUGCUGCAUUCCACCAAAUGAAAAAAAACAUAGAAGAAUACCAACGUACCUCCAAAAUAACCCACAAGUUGUACCAGUGUGUUCCUGCUCAGUUCUGUAGCUCAGUAUGCCAAACUGGAUUUCACAGGCUGUAUUCUCCACCAACAGAUCAAAAAUACGGAGCUGGCAUCUACUUUAAAAGGAACCUGAAAAACCUAAUCGAGGAUAAAGACAUGUGGGAGACAGACUCUAAAAUGUAUGUGUUUGAGGCUGAUGUAUUAACAGGCUUAUAUACUAAAGGCAAGCAGUCUUGUAUUAUGCCACCAGCAGUCGAGGGAGAUGAUGGUAAGGUGUACGAUAGCUUAGUAGAUGAUGUCAACAAUCCCAGCACCUUUGUCAUCUUCAACGGUGUUGCAGCCCUGCCACAGUAUUUGUUGAUUUGUUCCCAGGUGAAGGAGAGCUAUAUGGCCCCCUGAGGAAUACAGCAGCAUGCUGAGUAUGAAUUAAUCAAAACGGUAGCUAUUGGGAAGGCCCCCCCAGAACAAAGUCUAGUACUAGAUUUUAAGAGGAUGCUCUACCUAGUAACAUGCUGUGAUCAAAGUGCCUUGUGCAAAGUGCUCUGAAAUAUCCGUGAACAAAAAAAGUACACGAGUACCUUAAGGAGAUUAGAACAAAAUUAUCUGUGAGUGGAAAUGGAAGGGAAAGCAUCACAAAAUACAGUUUAACAUUUAUCUGGUCAUUUACUUUAUGCCUUAAAAUAUCCUGAGCAUGUGACUAUACAGUUGAUAUUUGUGUACGUUGUCAUUCUUCCGUUACAUUUUUCUUAAUCUCAGAUACUGCAUAUGUUAGCAAAAUGCAAGAAAUUUUGGUUGUGCCUUCGAUUCUUACACUUUCUUUUGACUUAAAAUAGAUGAAUGUAUCAGGUGAAAGCUGUUUCCCACUUAGGGGCAUGCCAUCAAAUAUACAUGGUUGUGACAGAUGUUAAGGCAAUGCUUCAUCAUUUCUAAGAGUAUUUGGUGUUACAGUUUUUAUUAGUUAAGAUAUUCCGUGCAUUGUAGGUACAUGUAUUCAAAAUAAAAAGUAUGAAUGAUGCUAUUA